Molecule: messenger RNA, 2396 nt
Organism: Hyposmocoma kahamanoa
Lineage: Eukaryota; Metazoa; Arthropoda; Insecta; Lepidoptera; Cosmopterigidae
Exons: 4
Coding region: 408-2396 (662 amino acids)
Source: RefSeq, a predicted model, not a curated record
UCACCAUGUCUAAACCAUUAAAAUAAUUAAAUCCGUGAGAAAUCAAAAGUUUCAAACACUACAACGUAAUCUAGCUGUGUAUUAAAAACGAAACUCGAUAUCGGAUCUCGUUCACAAAUCGAUUGUUAUGUUUUUAUCGAUACCGCAUUUUUAGCCUGUGGUGACUAUUUCUACUGUCACUGUCUGUCACUCGCUUCGUAUCGUUGAUUGCGUGUGCGUUUCAAGUGCAUUUCCUAUUGUUUUUAUUUACAUUUAUUGACCCCUGUUUUGUUUCUACGGACUUCUGAUCUCGCUUAACUUGUACUACCCUUGCAAUCAUACCGGACACGAAGAAUCUCACCUACACGUUUAACUUGGACUCGUUAUUUUGGAUUUUACUGCUGGCUUAUCGAUUGGAUAUUGACGCCAUGGAUCGUUGUGUAAAUUGUGGCAUAGCGACCAGUCGCAGUAACGCACUGGGCCGACGAACCUUGGAUGAUGAAGUGAUACUGUCAGUGAUUCGUCAAUGGCUUGCACCACAGCUUGUACACAGCAGUGACCAUGUUUGCCAAGCUUGCUGGAACUUGGCCCAAAGGCCAAAUGUUGAUGAAUCCAGACACCUUGGCCACAGAAGAGUUUGUCUCCGCUGCGGACGUUCUCUUGCGUCACAAAUCAAUCAUGAACUUCGUACUGACUCAAGUCGCGAAUUGAGAAUUUAUAAUGUUAUACAAGAGUGGAUUAUACCUCGACCUGUGGAAACACAAAGUCACAUUUGUCACAAGUGUUGGGUGGCUGCAGACCGAGCAGCUGUUCAUAUGACUUCAGGUCCAUCAACCUCUUCCCAUGGAAACUCCUUGGAAGAAAUGCAGCCACAGACAGAAAAUCUUCCCACUGAGCCACCAAAUGAAGAAGAUAGGCAUAACCAACCUGAACCUACCAUUGUAUUGCCAGAAUACAUGAGGGCUACGGAAACAGAACGUAGAUGCUUCAUCGAAGGAUGCCAGAGAACAGAGAGGUAUAGAGUUCCACUGUCUACUCGAAAGAUGUUGCUCAAUGAGCAUAAGUAUUAUGUCCCUGAAAAUAAUCGUUUGUGUGAUCAACAUUUAGUUGUUGAAGCAUGGGAUUUUUUGGACGGUCUGAGAAGUAAUUAUGUACAGACCUUUACUGCUAAACAUAUUCAGGACAUGAUGUCCUUAAAGGAAGUUGUUCCUUCAGGAUUACUUCAUUUUGAGAGCAUAGACCAAAUGGAAGACAAUGUUGUCCAUACAUGGAUUGGUUUAAAUAAAUCCCAGUUCCAUCAAAUAUUGAGUGAGGUUCCUCAGUUAUUAGGAAUACCCAGAGCAUCUCUUGCUUUAGCAGCAUAUUUAAUGAAACUAAGAACUGGGGAUUCUAAUGAGAGGUUGUCAACAUUAUUAAACGUUUCUAGGCGAACACUAGAGAAGUGGAUUCACCAAAUAAGAGACCUUCUUGCUGAAUAUUUUGUACCAAAACACCUCGGUAUUAACCAUUUAAACAGGCAGCAAAUGGUGCAAAGAAAUCUUGCAAUACCUAAUGCGUUGUUUGGUAACUUUGAGGGGAUUAUUAGGCCUAUUAUAAUAUUUGAUGGAACAUAUUGUUACAUGGAAAAAAGUUCUAAUUAUUUAUACCAAAAAAGAACAUACAGCAUGCAUAAAUAUCGGAACCUUGUAAAACCGUUUUUAAUGGUAUGUACAGAUGGACAUAUAAUUGAUGUUCUGGGCCCCUAUCCAGCCACCACGUCAGAUGCUGAUAUUAUGAAAACAGAAUUUUCAAAUGAAAGACCCUUACGGGAAUACUUUCUUCAGGGCGAUGCUUUUAUACUGGAUAGGGGCUUCCGUGAUUCAUUACCCUUGUUGCAUGAAAGUGGAUAUAGGGCAUAUGUGCCUGCUUCAUUAGAGGAGGGUGAAACACAGCUUUCUACUAGUGAAGCAAAUAAAUCAAGAGCAGUAACCAUCUGCCGUUGGGUUGUGGAGGUCGUUAAUGGCAGAUUUAAAAGAGAUUAUAAGUUGUUACGGCAAAAUUAUUUUAAUGUAGCAAGUAAAUGUUUCAUGAAAGAUUUUGAGGUGGCCGCUGCCCUUUUAAACGAUUUUCACCCUCCUAUAGUUGAUCGUGUAGAUGCUGGGGAAAUAAUAGAUCAAAUCAAUAUGUACAUGAAUACAGAAAAUGAUUUGGCUGAAUUUGUUAUAAGAAACAACUAUAAUAGAUGUAGGGCUAAUUUUGAAUUAAUCAAUGUACAAAAUGAUAAUCUGAAUGAUUUUCCCCAGCUCACCGUUAGUGAACUAAUAUUAAUUUCAUUAGGCACGUAUCAAAUAAAGCAGGCACGUUCCUACUAUGGUGAACAUGUAAGGGGUAAUGAUGGCUUUGUUAUAGAAGUGUGCCGGGAGCUCUCGCAGAGGUAG